UGCAGAGGAACUGCUCACUGUGGACUGAUAAACUCACAGUAUCCUGCAGCAAAAUCAACUAUUCAUAUCGUCUCCAGCGACAUGAGAGAGUGCAUCUCUAUCCACGUGGGCCAGGCAGGUGUCCAGACAGGAAACGCCUGCUGGGAGCUCUUCUGCCUCGAGCACGGCGUUGGUCCUGAUGGCGUCUUCCUGGACAGUCCUGCAGAACCCAACUCUCGUGAAGACCCAUUCAACACUUUCUUCAGUACUGGGAGCUAUGGGCGUCAUGUUCCCAGAGCAAUCUAUGUGGACCUGGAGCCCACAGUGGUUGAUGAAGUGAGAGUUGGGAAGUACAGGGAGCUUUUCCACCCUGAGCAGCUGAUCUCUGGAAAGGAGGAUGCAGCCAACAACUACGCUCGAGGCCAUUACACUGUCGGGAAAGAAAUCAUUGAUGAUGUCAUGGAGCGUAUUCGUAAAAUGUCGGACCAGUGCACCGGCCUUCAGGGGUUCCUCGUCUUUCACAGCUUUGGAGGUGGAACCGGCUCUGGCUUCACCUCUCUGCUGAUGGAGCGCCUGUCUGUCGACUACGGCAAGAAAUCCAAGCUGGAGUUUGCUGUGUACCCAGCUCCCCAGGUGUCCACUGCUGUGGUGGAGCCCUACAACGCCAUCCUGACCACCCACACCACCUUAGAGCACUCCGACUGCGCCUUCAUGGUGGACAACGAGGCCAUCUAUGACAUAUGUCGUCGCAACAUGGACAUUGAGAGUCCUGGUUACAUCAACCUUAACAGAUUGAUCGGUCAGAUCGUUUCCUCGAUCACCGCCUCCCUUCGUUUCGACGGCGCCCUCAAUGUCGACCUGAUGGAGUUCCAGACCAACCUGGUCCCAUUUCCACGUAUCCACUUCCCUCUGGUUACCUACUCGCCCAUCAUCUCUUCUGAGAAGGCGUACCACGAGCAGCUGACUGUGACCGAGAUCACCAGUGCCUGCUUCGAGCCGAUCAAUCAGAUGGUCAAGUGUGAUCCUCGUCACGGCAAGUACAUGGCGUGCUGCAUGCUGUACCGAGGCGACGUCGUCCCAAAGGAUGUGAACGCUGCCAUCGCAAAUAUAAAGACCAGGCGUUCCAUUCAGUUUGUUGACUGGUGCCCAACUGGCUUCAAGGUGGGCAUUAACUACCAACCUCCCACUGCCGUUCCUGGUGGAGACCUGGCCAAAGUCCAGAGGGCUGUGUGCAUGCUGAGCAACACCACGGCCAUCGCUGAGGCCUGGUCCCGUCUCGACCACAAGUUCGACCUCAUGUAUGCCAAGCGUGCGUUUGUCCACUGGUAUGUGGGUGAAGGCAUGGAGGAGGGAGAGUUUGCAGAGGCCAGAGAGGACCUGGCCUGUCUGGAAAAGGAUUACGAGGAGUUGGGUCAAAUGAGCCCCGAUUCUGAAAAUGACGACGAGGGCCAAGAAUACUGAACAUCGUAAGACUGUGACGGCUGCACAGCAGUGAUUUUAUUCUGUACCAAGUCAAUAACGAUUUUAUACCUGUACUGUGUAUCUUUUAAGAUAGAGUUAACCAAAUGAAUGAUCUUUCUCACUGCCAUGUUUUUAUAUGGCUACUACUAAAGUUGUAUUUGAAUUUUGCUGGGAAAUAAAGUUUGUCUGGGCAAAACUUGUUUGAGAUGUGCAGUGCAAGCAGGGUGUUGCAGACAGUGGUCAAAGACGACACCAUGUAACCACAUCCCCAUUAUAAAUCCACCCAGGGAACACUUGCAGGUCUGAAAGGUGAGUAUAUGGAAAAAAAAUACAAAGGACAUACUUCAUCUAACAAAUAAAGUUUAGUUCAUUUGACACAGUGAGAUGUAGGACCCCAGGUCUUAUAAUAUUAAAUAUGUUUUGCAGAUUAUGUUCACUAUAAUCAUCUUGUGACUUUGCAAAUACUUUUAAUAAACAAGUUUUCUCAUUA
Molecule: messenger RNA, 1930 nt
Organism: Perca fluviatilis (European perch)
Lineage: Eukaryota; Metazoa; Chordata; Actinopteri; Perciformes; Percidae
Gene: tuba5
Product: tubulin alpha 5
Exons: 5
Coding region: 82-1440 (452 amino acids)
Biological process (GO): microtubule cytoskeleton organization; mitotic cell cycle
Cellular component (GO): cytoplasm; microtubule
Molecular function (GO): structural constituent of cytoskeleton; GTP binding
Source: RefSeq, a predicted model, not a curated record